This is a messenger RNA of Grosmannia clavigera kw1407, 1605 nucleotides long. RefSeq names its product cbs domain containing protein. Bases 1 to 1605 code for a protein of 534 amino acids. Lineage: Eukaryota; Fungi; Ascomycota; Sordariomycetes; Ophiostomatales; Ophiostomataceae. Gene Ontology annotation, molecular function: protein serine/threonine phosphatase inhibitor activity. The record is from RefSeq and is a predicted model, not a curated record. The transcript is spliced from 3 exons.
AUGAUUUCCCCGGCACCGGCGUCAGUUGGCCAAGAGACCAACAACGGGGCCACUCCAGGCACAACCCCCAGCCAUCCGUCGAACAUGAACGUUGAUGGCACUACGAAUGCCUUGUCUGUCAACACUGGCUCCGGACAGCUCCCAGAGCGCUCACCUUCACGGUCUAGUGUUCGUGCCAAUGCAUCCCAUCGCCAGAGCUUUGUGGAAAACCUGCGAAACCCACCUCCAUCUCCCCGCUCUCUCCGCCACCUUUCCUUCACACAUCAAGCGGUCCAGGACCUGGUCAACCACCCACCACCACAGCGUAUGGCCAAUCCGCGCUUUGCCGGCCGUGACUGGCAGGACGUCUCGCUGGGUGAGCUGAUCUCCGACCACGAGGUGAAAUGGGCCGAGCUUGACACUACUGUCGAGGAUUGCACAAAGACAGCCGUGGCCACGUUCGACCACAGAGAUCUCAAUGCCUACCUGCUCGUCGUCAUCGGCCGGGCCAAACCAGAGCCAACAGAGGUCGAGGUGUACAGAAGCGUUGCCGAACGUGCAUAUGGCCGCGUCGGCAUCCCCGUCCGCGACAUACAGCCUAUCUGCCACAAAGACCCCAUCACAACUUUGCUUCUGACACAGAAUCUUGCCGCAGCGAUUGAGCUCUUUGGGAGCGGGGUGCGUCGUAUUCUCGUCACUGACCCGACAUCAUCCGAAGCCGUCGGUAUCCUCAGCCCGCUUCGCCUGUUGGAGUUCUUCUGGAUUGAGAGCGUCAAUUUUCCCUCAAUCGAUCGACUGUACCCAAUGAUACUGCGUGACCUGCGCAUCGGCUCACAGGAUAUAAUUUCCAUCAAUGCCGAUCGUCCUCUUGCGGAUGCCCUCACGCUGAUGAACGACGAAGGCCUGACAUCGGUGGCGGUAGUCGACAACGGACAGAACGUCGUGGGCAACAUCUCCACGACUGAUAUCGAGCAUCUGACCUCUGUGGCUAGUUUUCCGCUCCUGCACUCGUCUUGCAUGCAUUUUAUUUCAGUCAUCUUGUCAGAGCGCGGCGUCGAAGAGGGCCAAGACUCGUUCCCCGUCUUUUCCGUUAACCCGCACACGACCCUUGCCCACACGGUAGCCAAGUUGGUGGCGACGCGGUCGCAUCGCAUGUGGAUUGUCGACGUGCCCUCGCCAUCAGCUUCAGCACCACAGACCCCGCUUCUGACACCCGUGACCACUGGCCCUGUUUCCGGCUCCAGCUUCAUCUCCCCGCCGUCCCAUCAAAGGAGCAGUAGCAACGCUUCGGCGUCUGCAGCUGCGGCUAGUGCAGCUAUUGGCUGCAGUGCCAGCCAUAGCGAUGGCAUAUUGAUCAGCAUGACGAACAGCACGAGGACCUCCGGCUCGGCUCGCGAACCUUCGAAUUUUGUGCCCGAUCUAAGCGCUACGGGCUCAAGCAACGGCGCACAUGUGUAUGGAUCUGUGCCGGCUGCUGCAAUGCCUGGUGCCCACCUCUCUGGUCGGCUGGCGGGAGUCGUGUCGCUCACCGAUAUCCUCAAUCUGUUCGCCAAGACGUCGGGUCUCCGACCGGGGGACCUCUCUGAUAUCCGAGCACGGCGACGGCGCAGCAGUAGUACGUCCUAA